GUUCGCUGAAAAAAUGUGUCCCUCCUUCUUUGAAAAGCAAUUUAGUUCCGCUUUCUUCAGAGCUUUAACGUACAAUUUCUUUUUAGAUUUUUAGAUAAAUUUAACAAGAUAAAUAUUAACAAUAUAAACUGAAAAACAUACUACACAUUUUAACUUAAAUAAAUUAAAUAAUGUAAAUAGCUCAAUAAAAUGAAUACAUUUAAUUAAUUUAAUUUAAUUUAAAUUUAGUUUUAAAAAGGAAAAAAUAAAAUUAAAAUGUGUCAGAGCAUAUACAGUCCUGUUCAGAAGUUUGGGAUCAGUAGGGUUUCUGAUGUAUUUAAAGAAUUCUGUUCUGUUCAUCAUGGUUGCAUUUGGUAAUAACAGUAAUAUUGCAAAAUAUCAAUACCAUUUAAAAUCAGAUAUAAAUUAUUUAUGCGGUGCAAAGCAGGACUUUCAUCAGACAUUCGUUUUAUUCAUCAACAAAUCCUUAAAAAAUUAUCACAUGAAGAAAAAGUGUUUCCACCAUUGAUAAUAAAUUGACAUAAUAGAAUGAUUUCUGAAAGAUCAUGUAACACCGAAGACUGGAAAUUCAGCUUUGGUCACAGCAAUACGUUAUAUUUUAAAGUAUAUUAAAAUAGAACAACAUUAUUUUAAAUUUCAAUAAUACUUCACAAUAUUACUACUAGUUUGAUGAAAUUAAUGCAGCCAUGAUGAGUAGAAGAAACUACUUAAAAAAAACCCAUUACAAGUCGUACUGAUACCUAACUUUUGAACAGCAGUGUACAACUUAACGUUAACGUACUUGUUAGUUGCUUUAACAUUUAGUGCCACUCUAUAUGGCUCUGGUGCCACCCAGUGGCUAACUUAGUUCUGUCUAGUGCUUUAGAACCUAAACAUUAGAAAAAUAAACAAUACAAUAUAUUUGUAUGUAAAUUAUUUUUAAACACUUAAAAAAAAAAACUUAAUUAUUAUUGUUUCCCCCACUUGUUUCGCCCCGUUAUUUUGACGACUCUGCUUGAUGGGAACGAGCAGCAGUUGUCAUAGCAACUGGAAACAACAAAACGAAACUUUUGCAGCGUGACGAAGUUGCUCGAAGUCUUUCAAAGCAUACAAAAACAUAGAAUUUGAAACAUUUGUUUAAAUUUUCUUGACACUUCCACAUUGUAGCCAUGAUUCUCCCGACUGACUCCUUGCUGAAGUAUGAUAAUCCGGUGCUGGUGAGCAAGAAUACAGAGAGGAAGUCUCCAAGGAGUCGCCCUUUGAAAGUGAGUCCCCAACAGAUGGUAGAGAGCGGGCCAGUGCCACCUCCACCCAAACCCAAGAGCCCCACAGCGGAGGCCAGCAAACAGCAAACCGAAGAGAUCCUGAAUGCCAUUCUACCACCAAGGGAAUGGACGGAGGAGAACCAGUUGUGGGUGCAGCCGGUGUCCAGCACUCCAUGUACACGCAUGGAUGUCAUACAUUUGCAAGAACAACUGGACAGAAGCCUGCAGGCAAGGCAGGCCAGAGAGACGGGUAUCUGCCCUGUGCGCAGAGAGCUCUACUCUCAGUGCUUCGAUGAGUUAAUCAGACAGGUCACCAUUAACUGCGCUGAGCGGGGUCUCCUGCUGUUGCAAGUAAGAGAUGAGAUUCGCAUGACCAUCGCUGCCUAUCAAACACUGUAUGAGAGCAGUGUGGCCUUUGGCAUGAGGAAAGCACUUCAAGCAGAGCAUGGGAUGGCUGACAUGGAGAACAAGAUUUUAGAGUUAGAGAGUGAGAAGCGAGAUUUGGAGAGGUUGUUGAACGAGCAGAAGGCUAAAUGUGAGGCCAUUGAGAGGCGGGAAGCCGAACGGCGGGAAAUUGAGGAAAAGAAGCAUGCCGAAGAGGUCCAGUUCCUCAAACGAACUAAUCAACAACUCAAGGCACAGCUGGAGGGCAUAAUUACCCUGAGGAAUAAGGCUUAAAUAUUAUUAGAAUAAUAAAACACUGAACACUGUUUCAAUGAAUAAAACAUUUAUUAAAGCAUCUGUUCUGAGUAUUUUUUCCCCCGCCAAAUUAAAGAAAAAGAACAUAUGUAGAUACACAGAAACAUGAUCCACAUUUCAACACUGCAGAAUCAGCACACUGACUUAGGUUAAAAAGCUUUGAAUAUGCACAGUACUGAAAUGAAUUAGUUUUAGUCAU
This is a messenger RNA of Carassius gibelio (silver crucian carp), 2142 nucleotides long. RefSeq names its product axonemal dynein light intermediate polypeptide 1-like. Gene Ontology annotation, cellular component: filopodium; axoneme. Gene Ontology annotation, molecular function: dynein heavy chain binding. The transcript is spliced from 6 exons. NCBI's taxonomy places the organism in Eukaryota, Metazoa, Chordata, Actinopteri, Cypriniformes, Cyprinidae. The record is from RefSeq and is a predicted model, not a curated record. The coding region runs from base 1149 to 1922 and encodes 257 amino acids.